AGUCUGGGUGGGGGUUGAGGCUGAAUUCAAAAGUUUUCACUCUGCAAGGGUGAGUGUAUAAAUAUUCUCAGGAGCCCGUCAUUUACAUGCAAAUAAUGUGUGACUCUCCUGCAUUCUCGCCAGUCCUGGGGAACUCGGCCUGACAGCGCUGGGGCGUAAUCCCGAUGCUGCAUUCCUUUUAGCGUGCUCUAACUUGGCCUUGACUCUCACUCUGCAUUAGUUUACUGGGCUGAGGUUGGGCUUAAAGUGAGUGGCCUUGCGAGCUGGGUCAAAGCCUCAAGGAGAGCCGGGCUUGGCUCCUGGCCCCACCAUGCCUCUUGCCAGCGUUUUCAGAUCCUUCCACAGGUAGAGCUGUUCUCUGGAGGGUAAGUCAUCCACUCCCACUCACUCAGCAAGCCUUAGAGUCAGCCUGUGGGUGGACGGGGGCUCAGAGAACUAGCUCUCACAGUUUCUGCCCGUCACUGAAUGUGCAGCCUAAUUGGGAAGCUAAGGCACAUCCCCUAAAAAAGACAAAUGACACCAGCAGAUCUGCACAGAAGAUAGUAGGGGCCCGGGGGCAGGUGUGAGGCCGUAGCUUCUCAGAGGACAGAGAUCGGUGAGGGCUGACUCACUGCAGAAGCACAUCUAAGGUAUGGCAGGUAUGGCACGUGCCCUGGGCACUCCUUGAAGGGGGUCGCCACCGAGCAGUCUCUGUUAACCAUCACAGUUUCCAUCGCCAGCUGUGAGAGAUCAUUCAGCAAGUUAAAACUAAUUCUUUUGUAUUUGAGAGCCUCCGUGGGUCAAGGCCGACUGCAUGAUCUUGCUCUGCUGAGUGUAGGAAGAGAAGAAACUGAAAAAAAUAACUCUGAGCGCAUCAUAGAUCAGUUCUCACCAGUAAAGCGAGGAAGGUGCAGUUGUGAUUUUCAGAAACCCCACCCCCGGGUUACCUGAGUGAAGAUGGAGAAACCAGUGACCACCAGAUGAACCACAGCAUGGAUGCAGGUUCUCCAAACCUAUCCCCAAAUCCGAUGUCCCCAGCACACAAUAACUUGGACCUGCAGCCAGUCACCUACUGCGAGCCAGCCUUCUGGUGCUCCAUCUCCUACUACGAGCUGAACCAGCGUGUUGGGGAGACCUUCCACGCCUCCCAGCCAUCCAUGACAGUAGACGGCUUCACCGACCCUUCCAACUCAGAGCGCUUCUGCCUCGGGCUGCUCUCCAACGUCAACAGGAAUGCAGCAGUGGAGCUCACAAGGAGGCACAUCGGGAGAGGUGUGCGGCUCUACUACAUCGGAGGUGAGGUCUUUGCAGAGUGCCUCAGCGACAGCGCCAUUUUUGUCCAGUCUCCCAACUGUAACCAGCGCUAUGGCUGGCACCCGGCCACCGUCUGCAAGAUCCCACCAGGAUGCAACCUGAAGAUCUUCAACAACCAGGAGUUUGCCGCCCUCCUGGCUCAGUCUGUCAACCAGGGCUUCGAGGCUGUCUACCAGCUGACACGCAUGUGCACCAUCCGCAUGAGCUUCGUCAAGGGCUGGGGGGCAGAGUACAGGAGACAGACGGUGACCAGUACCCCCUGCUGGAUCGAGCUGCACCUGAAUGGUCCUUUGCAGUGGCUUGACAAGGUCCUCACCCAGAUGGGCUCCCCAAGCAUCCGCUGUUCCAGCGUGUCCUAGAGACCUUGGGUGUGAAGGGGGAGGGUGGGAAGGAUGGGCUUGGGGAAAAUGGCCAUUAGGAGGUAGAGAAAAUCAGAACUCUGCUCAACCCACUGUUGUCAAGAAAGAAAAUUUUCUCCCUCAACCCAAGGGCACCAACCUGUUCUCCAAAACACAAAGGCAAACUCAGAGAUGGAUUUUCUGAACAGCUGUGUCUGCUGAACCAAUUUGUCCUUCGGCCCUCAGUUUGAAGGACAAGCAAUGGCUUCUGCUCGGGUGGCUUGAGCAAACAGGUAGUACUUCACCACGUGCUCCCUCCCCUACCCCCUUCUUUUUUAGUGACAGCGAUCUGGGAUGCCACUGCCCAACAGGAAAUGCCCCUCUGGUCAGCACAGGCAUGUGGAAUUCACCUUGGAAGGGUCUUCUAGGUAGGGAAAAGCCUGUACGGGCAUGAGCAAACCUCCUGCCCCAGCUCCCUGGCGCUUUCGACAAUGCCACUUCAGCUGUGCAGUCGCCAGCCCCACCACUCCGGCAAGCCCUGCGCCUCAUGAGUUGGAUUGACUUGGGGUGGGGAGGGGCUUAUCUGUCUCCCUCCCCACCACCCCAGAACAUUCUGAUGGGCGUGAGCAAGUGUGUUCAGUAGGACGUGCACAAGGGGAUAGUGGGAAAAGUUGGUGACAGCCACCUCUUCUUCAAAAACUCUUAAAUUUGUCCUUUCUCACUUUGCAAAGUCGGAAGGAUCUGUCGAGGCUCCGUGCAUAUAUAUGCACUGUAUGGUCUAUAUUAUCACAUUAAUCUCAAAGAGAUUUGAAUUACAUUAAGUACUGACAUGAAGCAAGGGGCAGUUGUCAGGUGAUGAUACCUGGGCUAAGGCAGCACUACGUGGUGUGGGUCUCCCCCGGUCAUCUCUAAGAGCUCACUCCACAUUCUGAUGCACAUGGCUAUACUGGUUUAUGUAGUCAGUUGCAUUAAUUAAAUGAACUUUAUCAUAUGCUUUUUAAAUGUUUGUUUUAUCUUAAAAACAAAUCCUGGGUUGGCGCAUUGACCGGGAAACUGGAGUGCGAUCCAGCAACUUCUCCCCCUUCGCUCCCCCAAGGUGAAGCUUUCCCAGGUUGUGUUGAGGAGACACCUGCCAGCACUUUUGGAAACUGAAAUUUACAGAAGCCAGUUUAUCAGGAGGGAAAAUCUCAGGCCAAUGGAUGAAAACGGCUAUUAACUUUUUAUUUUUUUUACACCUUUGAAAAUUGCAGGCUUGGUGCAGAGAGAUCCAUCAUCUUUCCCCUGGGCUCUGAGAUUCUGUAGCUCACAGUAGAGGCCCAUCAGUGGCAACUCCCGCAGUUCUGUUGUGUAAUAAGUACUGCUUCCAGUGGCAAUUAGUGAGAAAAUUAUUAUAAAUUAUUUCAGUUGAAAAAAGAAAUGAGCCCUCUUCUUUUACUGGCCUUUUGCAGAAUACAGCAGACAGGAUUGCCGCCUGCAACUGGUAUUAAUUAUUCUUUGCUGCUGUUUUUGUAUGAAAUGACUUAUCCCAUAUUUUUGCAUGGAUUUAUACCAGGAAAAAUAAAGGGAUUUCCCAUGGAAAUCCUGUCUUACUCCAGGUGAAGGGGAGAAAGUGUAAACUUCUGGCAGGUAUAAGCCUCAAAUGUGAUGACAUUUCUGAUGCCGUAUGAAGAUGCUGGGGCUCCCUGGUGCCCCCCCUACAGCAUCCUGUGCUUCUGAAGCUCUAGCCUUGAGGUUUCCAGGUAGGAGAGCUGCUCCCCAAGCCUCCUGAGGACACAGGAAGAGACUCAAGGAGCAGCUUGCAGAUUUGUGCCAAUCUUCCUGAGGGGGUGUUGACACAGAACCCAAAGACGAUACAAAACCUCUUGGCUCCACCUGAGAGGCCAUGUACUGCGGGCCUGAAGUUUAUGCCUGGUGUGAAAUGAUCUGUGGACUGCUUCUUACCAAUGCAGGAAACCCCUGGAAGACUUCCAGUCGAGGUCUGAGACCCAGGGCACGGAUAUUCAAUUGGCUUCUGCUGGAGCAAUCCUGGUGCCUCUCCUGAAAGCCACAGGUGGGCAGUGGUUUCCGAGGGCCUGCAUUCUCCACUUGCUACACAAUCCCAUUUUAGGGUUUCCCGUGGCACACGUCCUCCAGGUACUUGGGAACUGUCUUCAGAUGCAGCCUAAUUUUGGUGAUCCCGUGGUCACUUCUGGCAGCAUUUGGAUGGGGUCUUAGAACCCUCAAUACUCAGACCUGAAGCUUACUUCCAGGAGGCAUGAAGUUUUAGUUUUGUGUUUUUUCCAAAGGCUACUUAACCCUUUUUCUUUACAGAAUAGACCGUGGCGAGGAGGACAUGUGAGGAGAUACUAGGCAAGCUCACUGUCGGCAUCACCGAAUAUAAAUUUGGUUGUACUUAGAGGUUAGGAAAAUGGCGCCAUUCCCAUCCUAGAGUGCUUUGGGGCACGUGUAGUAUUAGUGCCCUUCCUUAAGUCACAAAACUAGUUGUCUUAGUUUUAAAAUCCUGUUGUAUGAGUGGCAUUUACACAUUAAAACAAAAACCUUUUUUAAAAGACAGUUAAAAGGGGCAAGAGCAGUUCUAGAGCCGUGACUGCGGCAUUAGAUGGCCCUCUGGAGUAUUGUUUAUCUGGGCAACAUGAUCUAGUGUGUCCUCCCCUGCCUGGCUCCCCACGCAUGACGUCUUCACCUUGCGGCCUAUGCCAGCACUGACCCGGGCCAGCAAUGACCCGAGACUAGCUAGCACCGGAGUGUGUAUCUUUGUCCUGGGCACCUCCCUGAGGAGCCGGCUUUUAUUCCCAUUCCUCUCCUCCCCCACCAGCCACCCCGUUCUUGCCAACUUUAUUUAGUAACUUAGAUCUUGCCCGCACAAAUGCAGGUAGCUCCCCUGGCCGGUUUGGAUUACAGGCCUGUGCUGGAACAUCAUCUCAGUUGGCCACCUUCCUGGCAGGUGGCAGAAGAGCUGACAUUCUGAGACAAGCUUAGAGUCAGGAGCAGAGACUCUUGACUAUCUGAGGAGGAACACAUACGAGGGCAAGGCUGCUGGCAGACUUCUCCAUUGUCCUUACAUUGUCUGUGCUCUAUUUUUUUAAUUGACUGUGGUGAUUCUUUUUUAAAAUCAUUAUUAACGUAUUGACAUGAGCUAUAGCACAUAUCUUGUGCUUGAUUUGUUUUUCUCCAUCUCCCCUGGACUUCCUUCAGUUUGGACAUAUUCCAGGGCGAAGUGCUUUUACUCAAACCAAAGGGGGGAAAGGGUUUUCAUCAUGUGUGCAUGUUGUGCAUGUAUGUGUGGUCUGGGGAGAAGACAAACAUCUGGUUUCUUUCUUAGCCCCAGGCGGCCAUUUUGGAGGCUCCAUGAAGGGUGUCCACAGGGCCACGGCUCACAGUAGCCCCUCUCCUUAGUCCUUCAAAGGGGGGCGAUGGAAAGGAGUCUGCAGACUGCUCCAGGGCCUAGUACCAAGGGGGUUAACAGUAGCAAGAGAGGGCACAAGUUUAGCUCUGGACCCUGCUUCUUACUGUGUCACUUUCAGUGGCAGAAUGGGAGUUUAACCCCAAAUAUAGACGUGUCCCCAUUUUACUAGAUGAAAACCUAAACUAACACAGCUGAAGUGUACCAUUUUCUUUGUGGCACAAAUGUUCCCUUGUAGGGCCUCCUCCUUAGGUACAAAUCUUCACAAUGUAUGUCACCCUUUUAAGGAGAAUCAGUUACUUCUCAAGUGGUUGAGUAAAGCAGAAAAAUUUAUGCUGGAGAAUAUGGUUUAAAAAUGAAAAGGCAUCUCCGACGGGAAGUCAGUGGGACAAUGAUUGGAUACACAGGCAACUUGUCCGAAACACAUCUAUCAUAUAACACGGACUCACCUAUUGUGUAAACUGGAUUGAGAAACUCUCUCAGUGAUUGUGUAACUGAUUUUUUUUUUUUUUUUAAUGCUGAAGUAAUGUAUACUCUAGCAUUCUGGUGUUUUUAUAUUUAUGUAAUAAUUUCUUAAAACCAUUCAGACAGAUAACUAUUUAAUGUUUUGAAGAAAGCUGGCAAAGCCUCUCCUCCCAAGGACAGUGGCUGGGAAGAGUUGGGGGAACAGCCAGUUCUGAAUGUUGAUUGAGGGUGUAGUGGCUUUUUUGGCUCAGCAUCGGGAAACGCCAACCCAGGCUGGCUCAACAAGUGGCAGCAUGUACAGACAGGCAGCUCUGACUCAACGCAGGACCUUUCCCCAGGGGUCUCCUGAACUACGCCCCUGCUCCCUUCCUCCGGGGGAACUUUAUACAGAGGGAUGGAGCCACCCUUGCCCAAGAAGCCUUCAAUCACCUCCACGGCUGCUGCUGCAACCAGGCUGUUCUUGACUCUCAUUUUGGUGUUGGGUGGUGGGGGGAGGGGAAGGCCGUGGAGGAUGUUGAAUACCUUCACCUCUCAGCCAGCCUGACCUUUUAGUACCUUUGUAAAAAGCAUGUAUGUAUUUAUAGUGUUUUAGAUUUUUCUAACUUUUGUAUCUUAAAAGCAGAGCACCUGUUUGUUGAAGCAUUAUACCCCUACUGUUGAAGAUCUGUGUCCUCUCCUCCUCCUCUUCCCCCCUAAGUACCCUUCUAAUAAAUGUUUCAUUGAAAAGCACCUGCGCCAGGGGCGCCAUCUGAUUCUUGCUGCUGUCUCUGGGUGGGGAGAUUUCCAGAGCAGCCCAGCGGGUCCCAGGGGCUUCAGAGCUGUGGGGGUCCAGAGGAAACUGCACACCCAAAUGUACUUUGGCCCAGGAUGUGCCAGGCCAAGUCUGUCAGUCCUCAUGCAUUCUCCAGCGGCCCUCAUUCAUUCACUGAAAGCAAACUGCAGUGCCAGCCAGCCCUUCAUGAUAGCAGGAGGCCCUCAGCCAUCAGAAGCAAAGGUCAGAAGUUUUGCAAUUGGCGCAUCUCCUAGCAAUGGUGUUUUGCGUUCAAUUCUUGUGUACUCAAGGCCUCUGGCGAAUCAUUAAAUGCCACCACCCUAACUAACCUCAAGCCUGCUACCUCUUGCUCUGCUUGUCCUCCCUAGCCUGUCUCUUCCAUACUGCCACCAUGUCCUAAAUACCACCAGAUUAACCUUCCCUCAGGCAAGGAGUAAGAUGUUUUAGAGUCAUAACUACACCUUCCAGCUCAGACUACUGUGUCUGUUGGCUCCUGGGAAAACUCAUUUUGAAUUAAAAACUACCAAGGAGAAAGAGACUUCAAAAAAUGGUUUCCCUGACUGAAUCUUACACUGACCCCAGAUGAUGUGGAGUUAGAAACACAUGAUUAAAAUGUAAAAUGCCAUUUGGAUUUAAUAGUUUAAGAGAAUCUGGGGGAGAAGCACAGAAUGGAGGCUGGAAUAACCCUUCAGUGGGGGGGCCACUUUUACAGCAGUCUUCCUUCUAAGGACCUCAUCAGAGUCCAGCACCUCCAGGGAGGCAGAUUUCAUGAAGAGCACCUGUGAGCCUACAGAUUUGGUCUCUAGGAGCCACAUCCAGUUCUUACCUUUAUGAUUCGUCUUUGGCUAGCUCUUCUACCCUCCUGCCCCCUAAAUGACUUUCCCAUUGUUUUACUGUAAGUCGAAAUUUCUUAGGUGACUUCUCAAAUCGGUACCUCUAACCCAGCCUGUUCUUGAGUUCCACGCGUUUAAAUUCCAACUGCCUGUUAGACGUGAUCCAGAACAUUAACAGCCUCGGAGUGGGAUCAUCUUCCCCAUCUCGCCCGAGCUGGCUCCCUUUUCUCACACUGACUUAUCAGUAGCCUCACCAUUCUCCAAGCCUUGAGCAGCUUGGUCCAUUUCUUUCCCUUGCUCUCCAACACCUCUCUACAGAAACUGCUCUUGUCGAGGACAUCAACAGGCCUCCUUGCUACAGCUCCCCCUGUUGAUUAAAACUCCUUUUGGAAAGGCCCUACUCCUGAGCUUCCCAGUUCGUCUUGGCCCUCUCACACAAUCUCUUUUCCUUGGGCCUGCCCCUCUUCUGCCUACUUCUUCAGGGUUGGUGUUCCCAGAUCACUGUAUGUACGCUUGCCGUUCCUCCAUGUGUGGUUUCACCUACCCUUACAAUUUCAAACCACGAAAAUGUUAACGACUCCCAAAUCAGUAUUUAUACCUCAGACAUCAAUACUAGGCUUCUGACUCCUAUCUGACAGCCUGCUGGAUACCUGUACAUAAGAGGUGCCACCAGUACCUCAAACUCAUACUUUAUAAAACCGAAAUCACCAUUUCCCUUCUUAAACCAUCGCCCAGUCCUCUGGCCUUUAGCCCUGUUUCUGCCACCACCAUUUACCCAACCUACACCCACCGGAAGUUAGACCACCCUCUCUCUCUCCACACCCAGUCAGUCCUGAUUCUCCUCUUUGUUCUAGUCCCACUUUUACUGCCCUAUACUCAGGCCCUCUAGCUUCCUAACUGGCCAACAGCAUUCUGUCCUAUAAAUGUAUCACUGCCCUCAGUGACCUAUCUGACUUUACCUGGCUCCCCACAGUCCACAGCACAAAUUCUAAGGUCUUCAACAUGCACCACUUGACCUUCAUUAUCCGG
Molecule: messenger RNA, 8133 nt
Organism: Trichechus manatus latirostris (Florida manatee)
Lineage: Eukaryota; Metazoa; Chordata; Mammalia; Sirenia; Trichechidae
Gene: SMAD3
Product: SMAD family member 3
Exons: 7
Coding region: 960-1652 (230 amino acids)
Biological process (GO): SMAD protein signal transduction; positive regulation of transcription by RNA polymerase II; transforming growth factor beta receptor signaling pathway
Cellular component (GO): heteromeric SMAD protein complex
Molecular function (GO): RNA polymerase II cis-regulatory region sequence-specific DNA binding; I-SMAD binding; DNA-binding transcription factor activity, RNA polymerase II-specific
Source: RefSeq, a predicted model, not a curated record